GCCGGGCAAUUAGUGACCAGAGUGAUACGGGAACCGAUACACAAAUAUCUGAACGGUCGAGGACAAGCCGUGCAUUUCUGGAGAACUAGAAGAGACGUGCUCUUCUAGUGGAUCUACCAAAAAGCAGAGGUCUGACAAGUUAAUUCCUCUGAGCAUCUUUGCCUUUCAGUGAACUCCAGCUAGUAAGGUCAGAGGCAGUAUGAACCAGACUGAUGUUCUGUCUCCAUGCCAACUGAAGCUUCAGGUCGAGGUACACCUAAACUCUCCUGUCAGAAGGUGACCUCUCUGCCCCAAUCCAAUCUCUACAGGAGCGGCUGGGUGGUACUUCACGGGUGCUGAAGUUCCAUCUGAACGGACAGCUCGUCCAUCAAAAAGCCCUUGGAGUCUCCUUUUUUACUGUAGGUUCCUGUGUAAGAAUAUGCCCAGGCUGCACAAUGGACUCCAACAACACAGAGUGGGGCCUGUACUCGGCAUCCGACGCCCUGGGAGUGGGAAUCUCCCUGGAAUCCACUCUGUGGCCACUGCUCCAGAACACAAGCCUCAUCAACCUCAGUUCCGUUUUCAAGCUCAAUGGAAGUAAUGUUGAGGCUGAAGGUCAAUCCUAUGAUCCUCUGGGCGGCCACUCACUCUGGCAGGUCAUUCUCAUCGUUAUCUUUACAGGACUGCUGUCCCUUAUUACUAUUAUCGGCAACAUCCUGGUCAUGGUGUCGUUUAAAGUCAACAGGCAGCUUAAAACAGUUAACAAUUACUUUCUACUGAGUUUAGCCGUUGCAGAUCUCAUCAUUGGAGUCAUCUCCAUGAACUUGUACACUGCCUACAUAAUCAUGGGCCAGUGGGCGAUGGGAAACUGGGCGUGUGACUUCUGGCUAGCCAUAGACUAUGUAGCCAGCAAUGCAUCUGUCAUGAAUUUGCUAGUCAUUAGCUUUGACCGCUAUUUUUCUAUUACGAGGCCUCUGACGUACCGUGCCAAACGUACCACCAGGCGGGCAGGAGUGAUGAUCGGCCUGGCAUGGUUUGUGUCGCUCAUACUUUGGGCACCUGCUAUUUUGUUUUGGCAGUAUUUUGUUGGAGAAAGGACCGUUCCACCGGAUAAAUGCUACAUCCAGUUUCUCUCCGAGCCCAUUAUAACAUUUUGCACCGCAAUGGCGGCCUUCUACCUGCCAGUGACAAUAAUGAGUGUUCUGUACUGGCGAAUAUACAAAGAGACGGAGAACCGUUCUCGGGAACUUGCAGGAUUACAAGGCUCGGGCGCACGGUUUGUGGGUGUCGAACGACCGCGUUUCCACCUCCGCGCUACUGGGGGGAGCUCUAGAAGCUGCAGCAGCUUCGAACUGGGCCAACCUGGCCACAAACAAAGCUCCUUUCGUGGUCUGAGCGGCCGCUUCCACUGCUGGGGGUGGAAGUUGGGUGGCAGGGAUAAAGGUGGCCCACACCAGGAGGUGGAUCAGAGCAGCAGUGACAGCUGGAACAACAAUGACACUGGACUUUCAGCCGACCACUCGGGCUCAUCUGACGAGGACGAGAGCGCGCCAUCCACCACACGGGCGAUCUUCUCCAUUGUUCUCAAUCUGCCCGGCAUGAGGGCAGCUGUAAGCUCCCAAGUUACUUCUUGUGAGGAUUUGAACACAGGGGAAGAUCUGUUACAGUCGCCUGAAGAGAAGGACGGCAGGGGUGGCAGCAUCUCGUGCUCCGUCACCAACGGCAACAAGCGUUUUGUCGCGAGUAUGGGUAAAGUUCCCUCAAUGUCCUCCAUACAGCCUUCAAUGGAUCCAAGCGCAGAUGGUGGGAACACCACCAUCAAAUCUGCCUCAGCACCCAUAACUUUCAAAGAGGCAGCUCUAGCAAAGCGUUUCGCAGUUCGCGCAAGGACUCAAAUCACCAAGCGGAAGCGCAUGUCGCUAAUAAAGGAAAAGAAAGCGGCACAAACUCUAAGCGCCAUCCUUUUCGCCUUCAUUAUAACGUGGACGCCUUAUAACAUCAUGGUGCUAGUAAACACUUUCUGCAAUGGCUGCAUACCUGAGAACCUCUGGGCGCUAGGCUAUUGGCUAUGCUAUGUUAACAGUACAGUAAAUCCUAUGUGCUAUGCACUUUGCAACAAGACUUUUCGUACCACUUUUAAGAUGAUCCUGUUAUGUCGCUGGGAUCAGAAAAAAAGCAAGCCAAGCUUUCCACAAAGACAGGCUGUGAGGUUUCACAGAGGUAUACCAACAGACUCUACAUAGCAGCUCAGUGUUGAGGCUAAAUUGCUAAUGCUAAAAUGUAAGUUGCAAGGGGAGAUUCCUCAAGUAUCUGUACUAUAUACUGAAGCGUUAAUGUGUGAGUGUCAAUGUGGAUGUGUAGUUCAGUCUCUUAGGAUCCCUGGUCACUAGAUUUUAACAUUAAGGCACUGUGGUUUAGUGUACAAAGUGCUUCACACCUGAGCAAGUGCAAUUGCCAUAAAUAUGUCCUGUGACUUUUAUACUUUAUGCCUUUAAAAUGGCAGUGCCAACUUUCAGGAGUUCAGCAGCAACAUAUAAAACAGUACAUUUCAAAUGGAAACUGUGUAUCUCGAACUUCAGAGAGUCGAUCGGAUCCGAUACUCGCAAUUAUUUGUUUGAAUAUUUUAGGGUUGAAUAUUAGAUAUCUCAUUCUUGUCAAUGAACAGAAACUAAAAUGUGAUUAUUAUUUUCUUCAAAUGAGGUAAUGUAUAUCAAAGUAUUUACGGUAAUUAAUAAUACAUUUUUUGUAAGUGAAGUUUUCUGAUUUCUGUGAAAGCGUAACACACAGAGGUUCAGUAUCUUUGCUGUCUUGGUAAGUGUAAGUUUUCUUCUGCAACAUGUGAGCCACAGUUGAACACUUAAUAGGUUUUUCUCUCCUGUUGGUUAUUCAUAAACAGCUCUUCCGUAAGCUGCAGUUGUAUAAUGCGUGAUUGUUUACAUUUGUUUUGCUACAAGUAUUUCAAUAGCUAUUAUGUACGUUUUCAGUGCACAUUGAAUAUGUUUGUAUAUGUUUGGAAUGCCUUAUGUUUGAACUUUGAGAUUGUGCACUGAUUAUACUGGGCUAGCUGUGAAAUCAUUUAUGAAACCUAAAGAAUGUUUUUAACUCUGUUUAAUCAACAUUCAGAUUUUGACAGUAGUGCGCUGGGAUGUAAUUCCAUUUACAACCAAACUGUUUGCUUUAUCAUCACCUUAUUUUGGAGUGCCAGGUUUGAAUAACAAGCCAAAAUUGUUAGCCACAGUAGCUGCAUAUUUGCUGCAUAAAAAGCACACCAAAUUUAGACCUAUCAAUCAAACAUGCAUGUUUUUUUUUGUUUGUUUUUUUUUUGUUUUUUUUUCAACUAUGGGCUCUGUUGGCCCUGUGGAGAAAAUAAAAUAUUUAAAAAACACUCAGAUUAUUUAAAUGACCCACUAACAAUGUCCAACAGAGGACUUACAGUACAUGCAUUUUCAUGUUUAAAAUGUCAUGUAAACACAAUGUCAGUUCCAUCACAUCUCAACUGAUGUGUUGUUUUUAAUUACCUUCUGUGAUGGAAGUCACAUUUUAAACAUUUAUGAAAUUUUUCUUGCUAAGGCUAAUUUCAUAGCUUUUUAUGUAUCCUAAAAAUACACACUUUAAUAACAUAGUUCAUACUUUUUGUCAAAAUUAGUUGAAAACAAAAAUUAAAUAUUCUUUGGAGUUUAGACACAUUUUACAUUUACCAUUCAUUUCCAACCCUGGUGUUUUGAGGAAUUACAAAUAAUUACCUGAUUUGUAACUUAGCUGUCAUUUGUAUUAGAAUAAUUAAACUAACUUUUUGAUAUGUUUUUAUGUUUUACAUUGCAAAAAAAGCUGUAAAUUUUGUAAGGCCAUGUAAGAUCAAAGUUAAAAUUGAGCUUCUGUGCGGUGUUGUUUGUGAUUGUGUUUGCGUUUUGUUCCAAAUUGGCUUUGUACAAGUCAAAGUUUAAUGAUAGAGUUACUGUCAAAUUUGUAAAACUGUUGAAUGUUUCAAAAAUACAGCCCAGUUCAAAAUGCAUUUUUAUCCUCAGAUUGUUUCUCAAAAUAAAUGUAACAUUUUAAACAUG
This is a messenger RNA of Pimephales promelas (fathead minnow), 4040 nucleotides long. The record is from RefSeq and is a predicted model, not a curated record. NCBI's taxonomy places the organism in Eukaryota, Metazoa, Chordata, Actinopteri, Cypriniformes, Leuciscidae.